Messenger RNA from Paraphaeosphaeria sporulosa, 888 nucleotides. RefSeq lists its product as uncharacterized. The record is from RefSeq and is a predicted model, not a curated record. Lineage: Eukaryota; Fungi; Ascomycota; Dothideomycetes; Pleosporales; Didymosphaeriaceae. Bases 1 to 888 code for a protein of 295 amino acids. The transcript has a single exon.
AUGAAGUUCAUUAUUGCUACCGCUGCGCUCGUCGCAACCAGCGCUGCAUCCAAUAUCGUUAGGCGUGAGACAACAGCCGCUCUCAAUGCGGCGUUCACUGCCAGCAAACCAUACGCCAAGGUUGUUAACCGCUGCUCUUACCCGGUCUAUUUGUGGUCGAUCGAGCAGGAGAUGGGCUGUGACACGGAGGCUGGUAUCGUGCUGAAGACUGGCGAAAUCUACCACGAGAAUUUCCGAUCGAACGCUGCCGGAGGUGUUUCGAUCAAGCUCUCCAAGUUCGACACAUGCGGCGGAAAAGAUAUCACUCAGUUGGAGUACAAGAUUGUAAACGACCAACCUGGUUACAACGGCAACUAUCUGGACAUGUCUUUCGUCGACUGCACAGACAACAUCGAAAACUGCCCUGGCCGUACCGACGGAUUCUACAUGAAGUCUGGAAACGAGGGUGGCAUCCACACCAGCGCAGUCAACAACGAGCACUGCCCCAUCUUCAACGUCUACGACUCUGAGGAGGCUGCUAAGGUUUCCUACAUCAACUGGAACGAUCGUCAGACCAAAUACUGCCAAGCCGAUGCCAACCUUCAGCUUUUCCUGUGCGGUGGAGAGGCUCCAGGCGCCGAUGAGGACACCCCCUUCGCAUCGUCUUCUGCGUCUGCGUCCUCUUCUGCUGAGAUCGAGAGCAGCUCUGCUCAGCCUACCAGCACUAGCAGCUCUUCUGAGGAGGCCGCUCCUUCUACGACCGAGGAAGCCAACUUCGUUGUCGCCGCCGCCGCCGCCGUUACUGAGGCUCCCGCCGCCCCCGUCAUCAAGACUGAGGUUGUCUACGUCACUGAGUUCGUCAAGGCGAGGCACGCCCACGGCCGCCGCCACCAGCACUUCCACGCAUAA